Messenger RNA from Suillus subalutaceus, 407 nucleotides. RefSeq lists its product as uncharacterized. The record is from RefSeq and is a predicted model, not a curated record. NCBI's taxonomy places the organism in Eukaryota, Fungi, Basidiomycota, Agaricomycetes, Boletales, Suillaceae. The transcript has 3 exons. Gene Ontology annotation, molecular function: oxidoreductase activity, acting on CH-OH group of donors. The coding region runs from base 34 to 399 and encodes 121 amino acids.
GGGUACGAAAAGACGUGCGAAAUUUUUCGACGCAUGUCUUGCUACCGAGGUGAAGUCACUGCUGGCCAUCCUGAUUUCCCAGAGGGAAGCGCUGCUGUCUGCAGAGAAGCGUCCGGACCAGUGGACUUGAAUGCGCCUGACAUCAUCUACACUGCAGAAGAUGACAAGGCGAUCAAUCAAUUCCACCGCAACAUCACUUGGAACUUGUGCCAUGAAAUCGAGGUAGAUCAAGGAGUCGUCGACGCUCGACUAAAUGUAUACGGCGUGUCAAACCUGAAGGUCGCAGAUAUGUUCAUCUUGCCGUGGAACGUCAGCACGAAAACGUAUUCGACGACGCUUCUCAUUGGAGAGCGGGUUGCGAUGAUCAUUGCUGAAGACUUGGGUAUCAAUUGCAUUUGAUAUGCAUC